UAGCCAGUUAGUUUAUUGCCGGCGUUGACGCGACUCGUUUGCUUCUCGUUUCGCGUGUAUCAAAUUCGGUGAGAACCCUUUGGUGGAUGCCUCUUCGAUGAUGGAUGUGGAGUGUUCGGCCGCCGACGAGUUCGGCGGCUCGGUAGUGAGCUCGGACGCAGGCAGCGACACGGGCAUGGAGUGGACGGACGCGAGGGAAAGCCUCACCCACGGUAGCGUUUCGCCGGUCGAUCCCCUAAGCAGCGAGUACGAGGAGGUGUUCAGCGACAGGCCAGACAAGCCAGACAGCCCCCUGUGCAAUGGCAACGACGCCGACCAAGACCAGCAGCCCCUUGAGCAGCAGCAAGACGACGACGACAAUUUUGUGGUCGAUAGUCUCGGCAAAAUCGCCACUGAAGCCGAAGCCAGGCUAGCUGCAAGGCGGCAGGCGAGGGCUGAAGCGCGAGAAAUCCGAAUACGGGAGCUGGAAAGACAGCAAAAGGAGUCGGAGCAGCCCCCAGACAAUGUGCUUUCGCCAGCCGAAACCAAGCAGCAAAAGCUAGAAACACCUGUGCGGUCGCGGGUCGCCGUCAACAGUCCAAGGAAUCUUUUGUCCGCCCAGCCAUCAAAUUACCAGUCAAGCAGACGGUCCUCGGAAGACUCAAUGGAGGACGGAGGGGUUAAUUUAAGGGACAUGAGGCAAGAGAUGAAGGAUUUGGACGAAAAGUUUAAAAAAGCGAUGUUCCACAAUGCUCAAUUGGACAACGAAAAGGCUUCUUUUGCAUAUCAAGUGGAACUGCUGAAAGAUCAGAUCGAACAGUUAGAAGAGUCGCAUUUUCUUUUACAAAAAGAACAUAGGGACAAAUGUAAAGAAUACAGCCAACUAAAACGGGAGUCGGAUAAAGUGAUUGAAGAGAGGGACAUGUAUAAAUCUCUGUUAGAAGAACGAGAUAGGUUAAUACAGGAGGCUGGUCUAGUCAUUGUUGGUGAGGACAUUGCGUCAAGCGAAGAGGAAGACAGCGAUGAGGAUGAAGACAGCGAAAGCACGCAAAGCAAGAAGAGCCCCUCUCCUCCAAAGCAAAGAAAAGCCCUUGUAUCGGCCGACAACGCUCAGCUGCUGGACUCGGCGGGCCAAGGUUCCCUUGACGUGCGGUUGCGCAAGUUUAAGGAGGAGAGAGAUGAAUUGCAGGACCAGGUGCGGCAUCUCAAGCUGGAGCUUGAGGAAGAACGGAACCGCAGCCUCAAGGGCUCUGUUGGAUCCUCUUUCAGCAUGAACGGACCUAAUGAUGAUGAAAUGGACUUGAACCGAGAAGCCUCAAAGCAACUGGGUGAUUACAAAUUCAAGCUGCAAAAGGCUGAACAAGAUAUAUCAACGCUGCAAGCCAAUGUUGCUCGUCUUGAAAGCCAAGUGCUGCGCUACAAGACUGCUGCUGAAUCGUCCGAAAAAGCCGAGGAAGAGCUGAAAACAGAGAAGCGCAAACUGCAGCGAGAGGUUAGAAAUGCCCAACAGCGAAUUCAGAACCUAGAGACUAGCAACUGGGAACUGCAGAAGCAAGUAAACAGGCAAACAGAGCACCCUUCAGCGGCACUGCGAUAGUGCUUCGGGAGGCGCAAGUACGGGUAGAAGAGCUAGACACUCAGAACACUCAUUUGGUGCGAAGACUAGACAAGCUCAAGAAUGCAAAGUCGGCGCUGCUGAAGGACCUCUGACACUGAAUGCAGCCGCGCAGGCCUGCUUUGAGAAACUCUUUGCGAGUGAUCACGUCGACGAUCGUUUACUAUGGUGUGAGGGUGAAAAGACUUUCCCUAAUCUUGUCAAGUCCUUUAACGUACCAAACCACUGUUCUGCUCUUUCCGCGACCGCUAGUCGCCAAUAUGUUGAAUUAUUAUUGAUUGUUUCCUUCGCCGCCACGCAACUUCCGUCUGAAUAAAAAUGGACGCUCCUGUCACUUGUUCUGGGAAUGAUCAAGUCUGGCUGCCUUCGAACCAGGCGCCUGAAACCAUACUUUAAAUUUUCCAAGUAAUAACAACUUUAUGGACAUCAUAAGUCUGUGAUUAUUGAUGAACUCUUUUAAUUUGUAUGUAUAUGUUUGAUUGGCGCUUUUGUAUAGAAGGAUAAUAAGUGUACAUUUUAACAGCUUUUGCAAUAAUAACUAAAACUCGUUGUGUAUAUAAGAGCUAAGUAUGAGCCAAAUUAUUAACAGAUUUGGAGCCAGCCGCCAUAUGUAAUUCUAGGUGCAACCGAUGGAAACAUUUUUUUACUUUGUAAAAUCCGGUAAAAGCAAAAAUGCAUACCAAGCCUAUAAUCACACUUCCUCACAUCAUAUCCAUCACAAGAACAUUGAAUAGUGUACUUCUUAUACCCCUGUAAUGUGCAUGCUGUUCUGGCAAUACAAUCAAACCUACCAAAAUUUUGUUUCUUGCUUCUAGUGGCUGUUUUAAUACAAUAAUGUUAAUUAGUUUGAUUUGAAGUACUUUAUCGAAAGCACAUUCUUUUAUCUUGAUUCCCUAAAUUCUUUUGUACCGACUGCGAAACUCUAACUUAUUAUAUGGUAUUAUGUUGGAUUGUUGAGUACUGAAAAUAUUAAAAAAAGUUUAAAGCUUAAAA
Cloeon dipterum is the source of this 2587-nucleotide messenger RNA. RefSeq names its product leucine-rich repeat flightless-interacting protein 2. The transcript is spliced from 10 exons. Gene Ontology annotation, biological process: regulation of DNA-templated transcription. NCBI's taxonomy places the organism in Eukaryota, Metazoa, Arthropoda, Insecta, Ephemeroptera, Baetidae. Bases 98 to 1576 code for a protein of 492 amino acids. The record is from RefSeq and is a predicted model, not a curated record.